AUGGGCCUCUUCAAACGCAAAGACUCCAAACAGUCCAUCCACAGCGACAAGGAUGAACAGGAAUCCUACGUCUCCGCCCCUAGUGCCCGGACCUCGAAUGUCUCGUUGAAAUCCCCCGGCUUCAAGGGAGCAGGUGGUCUGCCCACCUCGAUUCCAGAGCUCCCUAUCGCUAGACCUCCCGAUCCCGCCCUGGAUCCCGCUGCUUACCUUCGCAGCAUUCAUGCCGUUCGGGAUCGCUGCAACAUUAUUCUGCGAAAGGCCAAACGGAACGAGCUCAAUCAUUUCAAUGUUGAUAUGACCAAGUUUGGAAUUACCGCUUCCUACGUGGUGUCUAUCAUCAAGAGAGACUACGCCCCCGAUUAUACUUCUAUCCCGUCCCAUGGCCGUUGGCAGCACUUCGAAGCUGGUGGUCGACCUCGCAUCAACCAACUACUCCAAUCGUGGCCUAGUUCCAUCGAUGCGCAGGAACGGACCCGCCGUCUGAUCGAUCUGUUCGUCGUCUCCGUUCUCCUCGAUGCCGGCGCAGGGACCCGGUGGUCCUACCGCUCCAAGGAAUCCGGCAAGUACUUUUCGCGUAGUGAGGGUCUGGCCAUCGCGGCUCUCGAGAUGUUCAAGAGUGGUCUUUUCAGCAGUGACCCGGCGGAGCCAUGCCAGGUUGACGGUGCUGGGUUGAAGAAGCUCACCGUCGAUGUUUUGGCCAAGGGAAUGCAACAUUCCGAACAGAACCCCUUGGCUGGUUUAGAGGGUCGCGCAGGACUGUUGAUUCGAUUGGCGGACGCUUUGAACAACCAGCAGCUUUUCGGGGUGGAUGCUCGACCUGGUAAUAUGCUUGACUACCUCCUUUCCCACCCAUCGACACUGGCUUCCUCGGUUCCCAUCGUCCCCAUCACAACGCUCUGGUCCGUUCUGAUGGAUGGAUUCUCCUCGAUUUGGCCGUCUUCCAGAAGUCAGAUCGACGGUGCACCCCUCGGAGAUGCCUGGCGAUGCUGGAGCUUGCCGCAAUCUCCGCCAGCACCAGCAUGGCAGAGCAUCGUUCCUUUCCACAAGCUUACUCAAUGGCUAUGUUACUCCGUUAUGGUCCCGAUGCAGAAAUUGAUGAACAUCCACUUCGCGGGCAGCGACCUUCUCACUGGCUUGCCUGAGUACCGCAACGGUGGUCUGCUGAUUGACAUGGGCCUGAUGACUCUGAAGGAACAGGAUCUCCAGCGUGGUCUGGAAGCAUUCCGAGAGAACUCUCAGAUCAAGGGUCAACCGAGCGUGGAAGUUGUGCCUCUCUUCUCCGCCGAUGACGACGUCAUUGUUGAGUGGAGAGCUGCUACUGUUGGUUUCUUGGAUGAGCUGCUACUAGAGGUCAACUCGCAGCUUGGUUUGAUGGGAGAGGAUCAAUUGACGCUUCCGCAGCUGCUCGAAGCUGGUUCAUGGAAGGGCGGCCGCGAAAUUGCAGAGGUCUCGAGACCAAACACCAAAGAACCACCAAUUAUGAUCCGUUCAGAUGGCACCGUCUUCUAA
Messenger RNA from Aspergillus glaucus CBS 516.65, 1509 nucleotides. RefSeq names its product URC4/urg3 family protein. The record is from RefSeq and is a predicted model, not a curated record. The coding region runs from base 1 to 1509 and encodes 502 amino acids. Lineage: Eukaryota; Fungi; Ascomycota; Eurotiomycetes; Eurotiales; Aspergillaceae. The transcript is spliced from 4 exons.